Messenger RNA from Loxodonta africana (African savanna elephant), 5373 nucleotides. RefSeq names its product structural maintenance of chromosomes 4 (gene SMC4). The record is from RefSeq and is a predicted model, not a curated record. Gene Ontology annotation, cellular component: condensin complex; chromosome. Bases 424 to 4287 code for a protein of 1287 amino acids. Gene Ontology annotation, molecular function: ATP hydrolysis activity; protein binding; ATP binding. The transcript has 24 exons. Gene Ontology annotation, biological process: mitotic chromosome condensation. Lineage: Eukaryota; Metazoa; Chordata; Mammalia; Proboscidea; Elephantidae.
GGGCGUCGUUGGACGUUGAGCCUCGCCUUCAGCUGUGGGCGGAACCCGACUCUAUUUUUUUUUCUCUUUUUCAAAAACCGCCACGUUUUUUAAAUGUGGUGUUUAUAAUAGUGCUGCUGCUACUGGCCGCUGGGUAAACAUUCCCUUCUCCUCCGUUUUCACUUAGGACGAACGUCCCCUACCGCCCGGGGUCCGCCCGGAGUUUGCGCUUGCGCAAGAAUGACCAGAAGAUGGCGGCGGUAAUCGCCGCACUUUUUUUCAAAUUAGGGGAUCCCAGAAAGCAUUGCGCGCGUUUGUAACGAAUUUCCGUUCGAGUUUGUAUUUUAGGCGCCAUUUUCGAGUGAAGGACCCGGAGCCGAGACACCGGCAGGAGCGCGGUGGGCUCCGCAACCGUCUCCAACCUUGGACUGGCCCGCAGCCACCAUGCCCCGCAAAGGCGCCCAGCCCUCCACCGCCCGGCGCGGAGAGGAGCCGCCGCGGUCCCCGGCCGACGCCAGCCCCGACGCCGAGCCCGAGCCGCCGUCCGGCCGCGCCGAGAGCCCGAGCUCCUCCGCCGCGGAAGCGCCCGGGGAGGACCUCGACAGCCGAAGUUUAGAAGAAAUCCUGGGCAGCGUCCCUCCGCCGCCGCCUCCGGCGAUGACCAAUGAAGCCGGCGCUCCCAGGCUGAUGAUAACGCACAUCGUGAACCAGAACUUCAAAUCCUACGCCGGGGAGAAAAUUCUGGGACCUUUUCACAAGCGCUUUUCGUGUAUUAUUGGGCCAAAUGGCAGUGGCAAAUCCAAUGUUAUUGACUCUAUGCUUUUUGUGUUUGGCUAUCGAGCACAAAAAAUUAGGUCUAAAAAACUCUCUGUACUAAUACAUAAUUCUGAUGAGCACAAGGAUAUUCAGAGUUGUACUGUAGAAGUUCAUUUCCAAAAGAUAAUUGAUAAGGAAGGAGAUGAUUAUGAAGUCAUUCCUAACAGUAACUUCUAUGUGUCCAGAACAGCCUACAGAGAUAAUACUUCUGUUUACCACAUAAGUGGGAAGAAAAAGACAUUUAAGGAUGUUGGAAAUCUUCUUCGAAGCCAUGGAAUUGACUUGGACCAUAAUAGAUUUUUAAUCUUACAGGGUGAAGUUGAACAAAUCGCCAUGAUGAAACCAAAAGGCCAAACUGAACACGAUGAGGGUAUGCUUGAAUAUUUAGAAGAUAUAAUUGGUUGUGGACGGCUAAAUGAACCUAUUAAAGUCCUUUGUCGGAGAGUUGAAAUAUUAAAUGAACACAGAGGAGAGAAGUUAAACAGAGUUAAGAUGGUAGAAAAGGAAAAGGAUGCCUUAGAAGGAGAGAAAAACAUAGCUGUCGAAUUUCUUACCUUAGAAAAUGAAAUAUUCAGGAAGAAGAGUCACGUUUGUCAGUAUUACAUUUAUGAUCUGCAGAAAAGAAUUACUGAAAUGCAAACUCAAAAGGAAAAAAUUCAUGAAGAUACCAAAGAAAUUAAUGAGAAGAGCAAUAUACUGUCCAAUGAAAUGAAAACUAAAAAUAAAGCUGUAAAAGAUGCAGAGAAGAAACUGAACAAAGUUACAAAAUUUAUUGAGGAGAACAAAGAAAAAUUUACCCAGCUAGAUUUGGAAGACGUUCACGUUCGGGAAAAGUUAAAACAUGUUACGAGUAAGGCGAAGAAACUGGAGAAGCAACUGCAGAAAGAUAAAGAGAAGGUUGAAGAAUAUAAAAGUAUACCUGCCAAGAGUGAGAGUAUAAUAACUGAGGCAACAUCUAGAAACAAUGUCCUUGAGAAGGAAAAAGAGAAAGAAGAGAAAAAAUUAAGGGAAGUUAUGGAUAGCCUUAAACGGGAAACACAAGGGCUCCAGAAAGAAAAAGAGAGUCGAGAGAAAGAACUUAUGGGUUUCAGUAAAUCAGUAAACGAAGCACGUUCAAAGAUGGACGUAGCCCAGUCAGAACUCGACAUCUACCUCAGUCGGCAUAACACGGCAGCAUCUCAGCUGAGGAAGGCCCAGGAAGCUCUAACAGCAGCUUCUGAGACUCUCAAAGAAAGGAAAGCUGCAAUUGGAGAUAUAGAAGCAAAACUCCCUCAUACUGAACGAGAGUUAAAAGAGAAAGAAAAAGAACUUCAGAAACUUACACAAGAAGAAAUAAACUUAAAAAGUUUGGUUCAUGAUCUUUUCCAAAAAGUUGAAGAAGCAAAGAGCUCCUUAGCAACAAAUCGAAGUCGGGGGAAAGUCCUUGAUGCAAUAAUUCAAGAAAAAAAAUCAGGCAGGAUUCCAGGAAUAUACGGACGAUUGGGGGACUUAGGAGCCAUUGAUGAAAAAUAUGAUGUUGCUAUUUCAUCCUGUUGUCAUGCGUUAGACUACAUUGUUGUCGAUACUAUUGAUACAGCCCAGGAAUGCGUGAACUUCCUUAAGAGACAAAAUAUUGGAGUUGCUACUUUUAUAGGUUUAGAUAAGAUGGCAGUAUGGGAAAAAAAAAUGACCAAAAUUCAAACUCCUGAAAAUACUCCUCGAUUAUUUGAUUUAGUAAACGUGAAAGAUGAGAAAAUUCGCCAAGCUUUUUACUUUGCUUUACGAGAUACCUUAGUAGCUAACAGCUUGGAUCAAGCCACCAGAGUGGCAUAUCAGAAGGACAGAAGAUGGAGAGUGGUGACUCUGCAGGGACAGAUCAUAGAGCAGUCAGGUACGAUGACUGGCGGUGGAAGCAAAGUAAUGAAAGGAAGGAUGGGCUCGUCAGUUAUGGUUGAAAUCUCUGAAGAAGAGGUAAAUAAAAUGGAAUCACAGUUGCAAAGAGACUCUCAAAAAGCAGUGCAAAUCCAGGAACGGAAAGUACAACUUGAAGAAGCAGUAGUUAAAUUACGGCACAGUGAGCGAGAAAUGAGGAAUACACUAGAAAAGUUUACUGCAAGCAUCCAGCACUUAUCCGAGCAAGAAGAAUAUUUGAAUGUGCAGGUUAAGGAGCUUGAAGCUAAUGUACUGGCUACAGCCCCCGACCAAAAAAAGCAGAAAUUGCUGGAAGAAAAUGUCAGUGCUUUCAAAACAGAAUACAACAAUGUGGCUGAGAAAGCUGGUAAAGUAGAAGCUGAGGUUAAAAGAUUGCACAAUAUCAUUGUAGAAAUCAAUAACCAUAAACUCAAGUCCCAGCAAGACAAACUUGAUCAAAUAAAUAAGCAAUUAGAUGAAUGUGCCUCUGCUGUUACUAAAGCCCAAGUAGCAAUCAAGACUGCAGACAGAAAUCUUAAAAAGGUGCAAGACUCUGUCUUUCGCACAGAGAAAGAAAUAAAAGAUACUCAAAAAGAAAUAGAUGACUUCACAGCGGAGCUAAAAAGUCUGGAGGACAAAGCAACAGAGGUUGUGAAGAACACAAAUGCUGCAGAGGAGUCCUUACCAGAGAUCCAAAAAGAACAUCGUAAUCUACUUCAAGAACUGAAAGUCAUUCAAGAGAAUGAGCAUGCUCUUCAAAAAGACGCACUUAGUAUUAAGCUGAAACUCGAACAGAUAGAUGGCCACAUUGCUGAGCAUAACUCCAAAAUAAAGUACUGGCAAAAAGAGAUUUCAAAAAUAUCACUCCAUCGUAUAGAAGAUAGCCCUGUUGAAGAGGUCUCAGUUCUGCGUCCCGAGGAUCUUGAGACAAUCAAGAAUCCAGAUUCUAUAACAAAUCAAAUUGCGCUGUUGGAGGCCCAGUGUCAUGAAAUAAAGCCAAAUCUGGGUGCCAUUGCAGAAUAUAAAAAGAAGGAAGAAUUAUACUUGCAACGGGUAGCAGAAUUGGACAAAAUUACUUACGAAAGAGAUCGUUUUAGAGAGGCAUAUGAAGAUCUUCGGAAACAAAGGCUUAAUGAGUUUAUGGCUGGCUUUUAUGUAAUAACAAAUAAAUUAAAAGAAAAUUACCAAAUGCUGACCUUGGGAGGCGAUGCCGAACUGGAACUUGUGGACAGCUUGGAUCCCUUCUCGGAAGGAAUCAUGUUCAGCGUUCGACCACCUAAGAAAAGUUGGAAGAAGAUCUUCAACCUUUCUGGAGGAGAGAAAACUCUUAGUUCAUUGGCUUUAGUAUUUGCUCUUCACCACUACAAACCCACUCCCCUGUACUUCAUGGACGAGAUCGAUGCAGCCCUUGAUUUUAAAAAUGUGUCAAUUGUUGCAUUUUAUAUAUACGAACAAACAAAAAAUGCCCAGUUCAUAAUAAUUUCUCUUCGAAAUAAUAUGUUUGAGAUUUCAGAUAGACUUAUUGGAAUUUACAAGACGUACAAUAUAACAAAAAGUGUUGCAGUAAACCCAAAAGAAAUCGCAUCUAAAGGACUUUGCUGAACUUGAUUAUACUGAAGAUUCUCCCCAUCUGCAUAGUUCGUGUAUUUUUUUUGUAAAUGAUUAAUUUUAUAAAAUACAUAUUCCUAAACUGGAUCACAAAAUUUAAUUUUGUGUUGUUAUGACAUGUUUUAAGUCUAAUAAAAUAUUCUCUAUACAUGUUUCUAGGAAGUUGUAGGAAUCUGGCCAUUUUGUAAGCCUCAGAUGGUGAGAAAAUAAGAUGCCUGGAGGGUUAGGUGACUUCCCCACAGUCCCAAGUUGCUUCCAGCAGAGCUGAAAGUUUGUUGACGCACAGUCAAGUUCUAAACUAGAUUGAGAAGUCAAAGAGCUCAGCGUGCCCUCACAAACCUUCAGACUACACUGGAAAAGCUGCCAACGAAAUGGGUCAAUUAAGGCAUUUGUGAUGGUUAAGGCUGUGUCAGCUUGGCUGAGCCACGAUUCUCAGGGGGUUUGACAGAUCCAUGAUGAUGCAGUCAUCCUCCAUGAUGGGAUCUGAUGUGGUCAGUCGGUCAGUCAGUCAGUCUUAACGGCAGUUUCCUUCCUCCCUCUGUAUAGACAUGUUUGACUGGUUUUGCUCCUCUAGAGAACCCAGCCAGACAGCAUUGUACUUAAAAAUUUGGACUGUAUUUAUUACCCAAAAAGAAUGGAAACAUCCUUUUUAAAUCUAUGCUUUUUAAGAAUUUUCACGCUUCACUUUUUUGAAACAACCUUAACAAGAGAAACCAACAAUUAUCUGAAUGUGACUAGGAUAUCUUAUGUCUGAAAGGCAAAAUGCCCCACUAGAGUUGGUUUAUAAAAAGACAAAUACAUAAGGGUUAACUUAGGAAUGCCACUUAUUUUGCCUAUCAGUUGUCGGGAUUUUUUUUACACCAUAAUAGCUCAAGAGUAUUAUAGAAUGCUACUGGAAAGGAAGUCGCAGCCAUUUGGUUUUCAGAAGGUUAUUUUGGUGUUGAAUUAAAAGUCUUUGCCCUAGCUAGUCAGUUUCUAGAUACCUAAGAGUUAAUUGCCCCGUUCAAUGCAUCACUGAUUAGGUAUUAAAAAUCCAACAACAGACAGUUUGUAUCAUAGUACACCCACUAAAAUAUAAAC